Messenger RNA from [Torrubiella] hemipterigena, 6513 nucleotides. The record is from the annotation of a GenBank genome assembly. Lineage: Eukaryota; Fungi; Ascomycota; Sordariomycetes; Hypocreales; Clavicipitaceae.
CGCUAAACGUGCUGUCGACCCGAUCCCCGUCCACCCACCACCCAUUUCUGCCAGCCCGACGGAGUUGGCCACUGUGCUUUUGUUGCUAUUUUCGUUCUCGCAUCCCUCCAUCAACCCUCCUGCGGCUCAACCGCACUUGCCUUGGAAUAAAUAGCUUCGUUACGGCAUGGCAAUUGAAUAGAAUCAAUUCCUUUCGCUGCCUACGACACUCCCGUGGCACCAUGCUGGAGCAGGUCUCUCACAAUGCCUGGGCUCACCCACGGCCUCGCUAUUUUGAUAUCGGCACGGGCUUUGAACACUAUAUGAGCAUCAUCCCAGCGCUCAUAUUCGUCUUGUCAACUCCUAUACACCUGUCACCCGCGUCCGAGAUCAGAGUACUGGACCGCAAGUGCGCUCAUAUCUAUCUCCAGAUUAUACUUCUUACCGCCCUGGCAAGCACCGAAAUUCAGGUUGCUCUGAUAUGGGUGCAGAAGACAACUUAUGGCUCGGCAACAACUAUUGCCGAAGGAGCUCUUCUCGCUCUUGUUUCUGGCUGUGCUGCUUUCAUUGUUGACUCAGGCCGAACACGCCCACCUCUGCCAAGGCCCUUUAUCGGCAAAUUCUAUUAUUUAGCUUCGAUGCUAGAUCUGUUAAGAGCCCCGUUUCUGCAUCGGCGUUCUGCCGUCAUUGCGCAGUGGACGCUGGUCUGCUCCGUACUCAAGUUUGGCGUUGCGCUCCUUGAGCAAGGACCGGAAAAGUCGACAUCAGACCUCAACGAUAACGCCUCUUAUUUAUCGCCCUUGAUUUUGUUUUACAAGAGAUCUCUGAUUCAGUCGUUCAGUGGCAUCUGCCGACUGGGUUUUAAAGAUCGUAUAUCUAUAGAAGACCUUCCAGAUAUGGACCCCGAGACUGAAUCAAGCGCGCUCUAUUCAAGAUUUCAGCACGAGUGGCGAAAAGUGUACAAAAAGACCGAAUAUAGUCUGGUUGAGACAGUUGCGAGUGCCAUCCAAUGGGAUAUUAUCAGCUGCUUAACCCCAAGGCUGCUUGCUGCCGCGCUUUCCCUAGCCCGCCCCUUGAUGUUUCAUCGCAUAUUAUAUAUUGCUGGUCAGCCGGAUCAGUCGCUCAAGUCUCUCAUGCCUACAUUAGCGGCCACCAUUGUGGUUUUUAUUAGCCAUGGAUUUGCUCGUUCAUAUUGCCAAUCUUUAGGUAUUAGGAAUGCAUCGUUGUAUCGAAGCUGCUUAAAUACGGCCAUUUACGACAAGAUGUUGCGUCUACAGGAUACUGUCUUACAGCGUUUGGGCCCAUUAAAUGUGCUUACCGCAGACAUAGAGGCAGUUGAGAAUGCAGUAAUGCUAUUUAACGACUUAUGGUGUGCUGCUUUGACGACCUUUUUGGGUACAUGGCUUUUGCUGCAGCAACUCCAGAACCUAUUUUUCAUGGUUUUUAUCCCAGUAUCAUGUUAUUCGCUCAUAGCUUAUAUUCUUUUGCUUUAUAUCGCGCCAGCCGAACAAGCAAGCAGCCAAGGUGUCAAAGGUCGAGUUUCCAACACUCUUUCGCUUCUCCAUCACUGGACUACAAUCAAGAUAGGCGGCAUGGCACCUGUUUUUGAAAACUUGAUAAAAUCGAAGAUGAGCAAAGAGCUGAAAGGAUCCAUUAGCUUGCGACGAAAACUUGCCGUGUUCUACGCCCUUGUGAGAGUUAUAGAACCCUUAUCGUGUACUAUGACUGUUGGCAUGGCAUUAUUUUAUGCAAAAGGCGACUCAUCACUUACCACAGCCGACAUAUUCACCAUUAUUUCACUAGUCGCCAUUUUAAACAAGCCCAUUAUUUGUACGAUAAAUGGCUUCGGGCGACUAGAAUCGUCACUGGAAAGCUUCCAGAGAAUCCAGAACUUCUUAAUCCAGUCAGAACUUUACGAUGGCCGCCAAGUUGAGUCAUAUCGAAAAUUUGGCAUCAAAAUGCAGCAUGUCGUUGCUGGAGGUGUACCAGCCGGCCGAAAAAUGGUCCCCAAUCUGAGGGCUACUUUCGGAAACCGUCUCACAACUAUGAUUGUCGGCGCAGUGGGCUCUGGUAAAACUACUUUGAUUAAGAUUUUGGCCGGCGAAACUCCUAUGGCCUUUGGCAACAUCACUCUCAAUUCGGGCUCCAUCGCAUAUUGCAGCCAAGAUCCAUGGUUGAGAAAUAUCAGUAUCAGAGAAAAUAUCAUUGGAGAUGCACCUUUAGACUUGUCAUGGUAUUAUGAGGUUCUCAGAAUAUGCCACUUGGAAGCAGAUAUUGCUAGAAUGCGAGAAGGUGAUAGUGCAUUAGCUGGAACACAUGGCCGCCACCUUAAACUUUGCUUAAGGCAACGCAUUGCUCUCGCUAGAGCCAUCUAUUCUCGAAGCACCAUCUACUUACUAGACGAUGUCUUCAACAGUCUAGAUAGAGCUACAGCAUACACAGUUUUCCAGAACCUGUUUGGCGCACGCGGAUAUUUGAAGAGCAAUGGAAAGACCGUCCUCAUGACUACAAAUAUUGUUGAACAUCUUCCAGCCGCUCAUGUUGUGCUACAGUUGGAUGAUGCUGGCAAUCUUUGCUCUAUUGAAGAUGCCGACAAAUUGGUAGAGCGAGGAUUUCUACGGUGGGAAGCCGAACUAGCAGAGCCGGGUACUACGGUACCAACACCAACGGCAGGAACAGUCAAGACGCCAAGUAAUGCGCCAGCAGCGAAAGAAAGGUUGCGCUCCAAGGACGCCAUGGUCUCUAAAUUUUACACCACAGCGAUUGGCAAACGAAAAUGGAACUUGUUCCUGGGUCUUCUCGUUGUGGGCAGCCUCUGCGAUAAACUCCCACACAUUCUUGUAAAGGUCAACGCCAUUACAAACGUCACAGAAAUACCUCACCUGGCUAUACUUUGGAUAUCAGUAUUGACGCCAUCGAUUAUUUGGCUUAUAGCCUUCAAGCUCUGGUAUAAGCACUGGACACUCAGUGUGGUGGAAGAACUGCAUAAUCGAUUGCUACACAAGAUUCUGAGAUUUCCUAUUGCAUUUGUUUCGUCCAUCGACGCCCGAUAUUUCAUCAAGUGCUUUUUCGAAGAUAUCAGCGUGCUAAAUGACGAACUUCCUGGUGUGAUCAGUGCCACUUCUAUGGCUUUCUUUGCCUUGAUUUUCGACAUCUGCUUAUUUAGCAGCUCAUCCAUCUUUGCCCCAGUGGCUAUAGGUAUCCCGGCCUAUUGUGCAGUUUCAAUCGUGAGAGAUUUCUAUCUCAAAGUCGGACAGCAAAUCCAGUGCCUAGAGCUCGAAGCGAGAGCUCCAUUUGCAUCACUCGUCAUCGAAACCAUCCAUGGGAUACAACACAUUCGCACAUACAAAUGGGAAGCAAAGUACAAAACUCAAAGCAAAGAACUCCUCGGCAGAUCGCAAAAGCUAGUCUACAACGUACAUCGCCUCAAGCAGUUUCUGUAUCUUGCAACCGAUUUUGUCGCUACUGCAGUGGCGGUUGCCGCCAUUGUCGCUGGUAUGUAUGGCACACCGCUGGCGUCUGAACUAGCCGCCAGCCUAGGCAUGGCCACAAUCUUCACAUUCGGAGAUGAUGCUGCAGUGUAUAUCGACGGCCUGCUCAAGUUAUCAUCUGCUUCAAGCUCCGUGUCUCGACUCCAAUUUAUCUGCGAUUCUACACCCACCGAGGUUGAAACCGAAAUGCCGCUCGAUGAUACGAGUCAGUUUUCACAAUGGCCACAGGAGGGUGACAUUGAGUUUAGAGAUGUUUCGACCGGUUAUAAAUUAUCCAAUGAGAUUUCAAUAAGCGCACUUCACAACAUAAAUAUACAUAUACGACCUGGACUAAAGGUUGGACUGUCAGGAUUGACAGGAUGUGGAAAAACAUCGGUUCUGUUAACACUACUGCGCUUCUUGGACUAUACCGGCAGCAUCACGAUUGACGGCAUGGAACUCAGCAGCAUCCCGUGCGAGCUUCUUCGGACUCGAAUAACGACAAUUCCGCGGGAUAUUCUAGAACUACCUGGAAGUCUUCGCUUCAACUUGGAUCCACUAGCAGACGAUAAUCCCGAGACGGGCGUAUCUGAUGAGCUCAUGAUCCGCACCUUGACCGAGGUUGGGCUAUGGGAGACGUUUGUACGACAAAAGCAAAGCCUGGACAGUAUCGUUGCUGAAAUGGCCUUGACGCGAGGGCAGAAGCAGCUACUAAGCCUGGCGCGCGCCAUUGUUCACCAUCGACAUACCCAGUCAAAGAUUGUGUUGGUGGACGAACUGGUUCCGUAUUUGGACCUCGCGACUGAGCUCCAAAUGCAGGAGCUCAUGUGUAGUGUGUUUAGCACUAGUACCAUGCUGUUUGUAUCACAGAAAGAAGAGAUCAUGUCUCGUAUGGAUGUUAUAGCCGAGAUGUCGCAAGGCAGAAUGCGUAUCGUUGUGGAUCAACGACAGCAAACGACUACGGGAUAGGGCGUUAAACAUUGAGUGGAAGAUGGAGUGCUACGGUACGGAUAGUUCUAUUUCGUAACUUUAUUCAUGAUGAAUGAUUACAAUGUGUCUAAGUAUUUAUCUGCAUACAAAUGGUAUUCAGAUCCAGUGUCGCUUUUGGAGUAUAUGCCGGAGGUAUGUGCUGCAACGUAAGCAAGCGGCACCAGAUGUAGAAGCAGGAAGCUAGAUUUGCGCCGAAUAAUACUACCAGAGGCUAAAAGAACAUAUGCGAGCUGACUAAAUACCCAUAAAUACCAUGUCAAGGACUUCCCCAUCCAUACUCACUUUGAAUAUAGCCGACCCCAAAUACCAGUCACCUCUCUGCUCCCAAGGUUGCAUCUGAUAUCGCCAAUACUUCCUUUUUGCAUCAGGAUCUGUAUCUAAAAACCACCCAAUCCUGCCUAGAUCUUCUAGCGAGACCUCCUUGACUGUCGAUGGUUUAGUUCCCUUAAACAUAACGAGUGAUACAACUCCCGGUUGGAUAAUGUCGGGGCAGAAUUCCUGCCUAAUGUUAAUCCGGCAUGCUUCCAUAGUAUUCCGAAAUAUGCGACAUCUCUCCUCUCGCACAUUAUGUCGCCAUGCUGUGCAGCAUCGAUCGAUAUCCGAAUCAUCUAUGUUGGCGCAUAUCCAAUCUAUAUAUGCAGGCGUGAGAUGUUCGUUUCUGCGAGAAUCCUCAAUAUGUUUGCAUAGCCGUACGUUAUUCGGGUCUGGUGUUGUUUUACCAGCCUCCAAGUCAAGCAUAACUGCCUCAGUUAAGCCGUUGAUAACCUUGGUCAUAUACGCGUCGACGAGAAAGUCGUAAGAUUGUUCGCCGUUGGCGAAGCUGACAGUGUCAAUGAUCUCCUCAUUGUUGAUACCCUCGGAGCUGGACAAGGGACCAAAGCCGUUCUCCGCCACGAAAGUUCCGAUCGCUAUCGCGAUGUCCCUUUGACCAGGGUCUUGUUGAACGACAAGGUCCCAUAGGACUUUCUGCAUCUUCUGUAUUAUGGAGACAAGGCGCACUUGUGGUUUUGGUAGCGUCGCUCCCCAAUUAUUUCUGGUGACAUCGAACUUCUUACAGCGCCAUAUUAAUCGAAAUUCGACUCGUUUCAGAAUGUCCUCCAAAUAAGCAGUUGGUCUUAUAGGUUCAUUGCUGUUUAAAUCCUCGCCCCUGAGUUUUGCUUCAAUGUCAUGAAAUAGAGCAUCCUUGAGGUAUUCAUGGAGUUCCUUGUCCUUCUCCUUGAUGAAGGAGGUCAGUUGAGCGAGUUCGUGAGAGGAUAGAUUAUGCAAACCCUGGUCACUGAAUCGACGUUGAAGCUGAAGUCUAUUCAGAACCGAAUUCGCCUGGACUUCUUGUCGGUAUUCUCGGAUAUGCUCCCAAUUUUCCUCCACUUGCCGCAAGGUAUGAAAAAGCCGAAUACGUUCUUGGUCUUCGAGUAGAGUAGAAGAACUCGACUUCGACGAUUCACCAACUUCGGUUGGCUGGGUCCGCUUACGCUUUUUGCCAUCGUCGUCCGAGUCGACCAUUGGAUCACCUCCACCAGAAUCACUGUCGCUGUCAUCUCCGUCGCCAUUUCUGUUUGUCCUUCUCUGGUUUGAUGGGCGAUUCCACACUGUGGUAUCAAGGGUUGGCGGAUUAGAUGGAGGAGGCUCCGCUUUCACUCCGCUGUUUCCGCCGCUUUUCUUCUUGACAUGCACAGGGUGCCGACGGUAUUCAGUAUCACAUUCAGUGCCACCUUCACUUGGCAGAGAGCAUUUGUUUCGUUUUGUGAAUUCGGUAGAAACUGCUUGCUUCUGUGGGUAUUUUAUGAUCAGGAUCCGUUUGGUGCUGACGGCCGCCAUGGAGACGUUCGUUGCGUCGUCUGAGUUCAUAGUCAAAGUACUUAUUUGUGGUAAUGGUGCUUGAGGAGGAUAGUCUCUCGACUUGAUGAGCUGAGUUAGUGGUAUAUAUCUCGGAGGUUAAUCAACCUUGUCGAAACAAAGGCUUAAGUCAUGGGAUUACGCGGGUUGGGCCGUGAUAGGUUGUAGGAGCCUGAGCUGUGGCUGAGUAGUGCUGCCUGUUCAGCUCAUUCCGAGAUCUAACUUACACCACUCGUCU